ACAGUGCCAUUGACGCCGCCACUGCAGAAUGAAAUGAUCAGAACAGAAAAACCAAAACAGAGCUACAAAUCUCAAUUGUUUCCCACAAUCCUCAUUAAAAGGAACCCAACAACCAUAUUGAAGCCAAUGGGUGUAUCUCCUUCCACAGGCUGUAUUGCAGAGGCAGGUGACAUGAUGUGCUGUCCCAGGAUGUGUCUUUCUACUGUGAUUCCCACCAGCAUUAUGAUCCCCAAAAGACCCCAAUUUGAACUUCUGAUUUGCAGACUUCAGACUUUGAAAAUCCUCAACAAUGCCCCGGCUGGUGGAGGAAUUCUGGGACAUUGGCACAUCUGGAAGGCCAAAGUUGCUGUAGUGGACUGUGAGGUCAUCCAGGAAGUAACACAGAUGAGUGUGGCUCUAAACCUAAAGUGAUGGCGGAGUUUCAGGUCCCCUGGCUUCACUGCAACAGGGCAAAUCCCUUCCCACUACAGGUAGUGGAUCCACGUUUGGAGGAGACCUCGGAAGCAGCUCACAAGACUUCCUGCUGCCCCCAUCUCUGACAUCCCUCCAGCCACCACCCAUCUUCAACCAGACGGGUUCGCCCAGCACCCCAACCGGAGUCAUCUACAGCUUGUCCGGUUCUCCAGCUGGCCCAACCCUCUCCAGGCUCUUCCAGACACUUCCGGGUUCCUUUCCAGACAUCUACGACGGAGACAUGAAAAAAUGGGAAGAGCACUUCCACAGCAUCCAGAGGGCCUACAAGGAAUUUGGCAAAGAAGAUGACUUUGCCAUUCGGGUACUCACCGAAGACUUUACACUCCCUUUCCCUUUUGCCUGGCCUGGCGAGAACGAAGGGUCCCCCUGCCCCUUGGCCUAUGAUCCUGCGGAUUGCUCCGGCUUUGAUUUCUUCCUACACCCAGGACAACCCAUCCCUCGUCUUCUCCAGCCACUGCAUGCCACCACCCAGGCUUUCUUCAAGAAGAGACGCUUGGAGCAGUUGGCACUCAGCUAUGCCAGCCAAGGCUCCAUCGCUGGGGCUGCAGGUCUACCAACCCCAUCAGAAACCAGCUCCUCCUUGCGUCCAGAUAUCAUGGUGAUCACCAGCAUGCCUUGUAUGGCUGCCACGUCUACGGAGCCAUCUUUUCUCCUGCAGGACAACAAAAGUCAGCAGACCCUUCAACCUGCCCCCAUCGGUAUCCCCAAUUCAGCUUCCAUGCAGCCCAUCAGCCUUCAGUUUAUGAACCCCACACAACACGGAGCAUUUUAGCAUCCAAGCGUUCGGUUUAGAAUACUAACAAGUGGAUUUUUUUUAUUAUUAUUUUGUACAACAGAGAACGAUAAGUUUCUUGAGAAAUUUCAUCACUGCUGGGGCACUACAUUCAAUUCAGGGUUUUGUUGUUGUUGUUGUUUUGGGGGGGAAGCUAAAAGCUUCCGAGUUUAAUAUCAGCCUGCCAUUGUGCUACUAAAUGUUUCAGCAAGGAGCAGACAUUAAUCUUGCCAUCUAUAUCCCAGUAUUUGGAAUAAUAAUAAUAAAAAAGACUGUCUUCUAUGCUGUG
Molecule: messenger RNA, 1535 nt
Organism: Crotalus tigris (Tiger rattlesnake)
Lineage: Eukaryota; Metazoa; Chordata; Lepidosauria; Squamata; Viperidae
Exons: 4
Coding region: 34-411 (125 amino acids)
Source: RefSeq, a predicted model, not a curated record